Messenger RNA from Anneissia japonica, 2069 nucleotides. Its product is annotated as formylglycine-generating enzyme-like. The transcript has 8 exons. NCBI's taxonomy places the organism in Eukaryota, Metazoa, Echinodermata, Crinoidea, Comatulida, Comatulidae. Gene Ontology annotation, cellular component: endoplasmic reticulum. The record is from RefSeq and is a predicted model, not a curated record. Bases 28 to 1242 code for a protein of 404 amino acids.
CAAGGAAUAUAGAAGUACAGAAACAAGAUGUCAGCCUCCACGUUAAAUAGGGUUUUCUUGGCCUCUAUAUUUCUACUUUAUUUACUAGUGAAUGUACGAUCUGCCUUACAAGAAGAUGCAAUUAUUCAAGCAAGUAGUACCGAAUCUGCGGACACAGUAAAAGAAGAAGAUUGUGGAUGCUCUUCUUUGAAUCGCGAGAAGUUGGUUGAUCGAAACGGAGAAGCAGACGUCGAUCACGGUGAGGGCGAAAGUGAGGAAACGUCUGGGCCGUCGAAGAGCCUGGAUGAUGACCACGGCACAGAAGAAGACCCUGCUCUGAAAUACAGAGCUGAAGCAAAUGAGAAUACAAAACUAUGGAAUGAAAUGGUGCAUAUAGAAGGGGGAAUGUUCACAAUGGGUAUUGAUGAACCUAUCAUACCACUUGAUGGAGAGAGCCCUUCCAGGAGAGUCAACGUUGAUUCGUUUUAUGCCGAUGUUUAUGAAACAAGUAAUGCAGAAUUUAUGCGAUUCGUUGAGGCUACUGGCUACCAGACAGAUGCUGAAAAAUUUGGAGACUCCUUUGUUGUUGAAACAGUGAUAAGUGAGGAAGUUAAGAAAGAUAUUACACAAGCUGUUGCAGCUGCUCCAUGGUGGUUACCAGUGAAAGGAGCGAACUGGAGACAUCCAGAAGGCCCUGAUUCAAAUAUAACUAAAAGGAUGGAUCAUCCAGUUGUUCAUAUGUCAUGGGCCGAUGCCAAUGAGUAUUGUAAAUGGGCUGGAAAGAGACUACCAACAGAAGCUGAGUGGGAAUAUGCCACUAGAGGGGGGUUGGAAAACAGGCUAUUUCCAUGGGGGAAUAAUAUGCUUCCUAAUAGUAAACACAGAAUGAACAUCUGGCAAGGGAAGUUUCCAACAACCAACACAGGUGAAGAUGGCUUUAUUGGCACGUGUCCUGUAAAUAAUUACAAACCAAAUGGAUUUGGUUUGUAUAAUACUGUCGGAAAUGUGUGGGAGUGGACAUCAGAUCGUUGGACCAUUCAUCAUUUGAAAAAAUUUCUCAACAAUCCUACUGGUCCUGAAACUGGUGACAAACGAGUUAAAAAAGGAGGUUCAUUUAUGUGUCAUAAGUCCUAUUGCUAUCGGUAUAGAUGUGCUGCCCGCAGCCAAAACACCGAAGAUAGCUCAGCCUACAACCUUGGAAUGCGCUGCGUUGCUGACAGAUUACCCGAAGGUGUACCAGAAGUGAAGCGGCCAUCUCAAUAAUCAAAAGAUUUUGAGCGUCUACUGUCUUCCAUCAUUCCCUUCAUUUAGUCUUUCAUUUUGCACUCUAAUUUUUUUUUUUUUACACCUAGUAUAAGCCUAACCUCAAAUAUAAGACCACCUUAAUGGUAAACACUUCUGGAAAAAUUGAAUUUACAAUCUCUUACAAAAACAGUUUUAUUUUGUGAUUGUGAUCAAACCAGUUUUGUCUUGCCGGCCAAUUACUAAAAAAUUUACUUGGCACUUUCACCAACCAUUUGUUUUAUUAUGGAUAACACCAUCUUGGAAUUUUAUUUCUUCUGGUCAAAUUUUGGGCUUAUUGAAGCAAGUUAUGUUAAUAAUAUUUUAUAUUAAUUUUUUAGCAAGUUUUUAAAUUGAUAUUCCACCAAAUUUUUCUUCACCUUGUACGUCAGAUUUUUUUAACAGUAUGAAUUACUGGACUAUCAUUGAUAGUCCAUGCACGUAGCUUAAUGUGGUUAAACAAACAUAUUUAUUUAUUUAUUACAGCUUACAAAUAAAUCUAAGUAGCAAGUUCUACUAAUGAAUGGAAUUAAGUUGUCAAAAAAGUGUUGAUACAUAAUUUAAAUGAUUAUGAACAAAAAAUGUUAAUAAAAAAUGGUAAAUGUUAAUUAAAACUAGUUAUAUAGUUUGAUAUAGUUUAUUAUACACCAAGGGCUAAUAUAAGAUAUAUUACAGGAAAACACAAUGUUAGUAGGUAAAUCAUGGCAUUAGAAAUGUAUAUGUUGAUUAAGAUAAUACUGUAUUAUUCAAAGUAUUGCUAUAUUUAAUUAAUUUUUUUUUUAUUUUAUAAUUAAAAGCUCACUUUAAUA